AUGUCAAAGUUUAGAAAAGACCAAGUACCGUAUCUGGAGUUCUUCCUGAUAAACCUCCUUUGGGGAGCCUCCUCCUUUCUGAGCUCGGAGAUGGUAAGGUUGGCGACACAUCACCUCAAUAAUGAGACCAAGUUUGUCAUGACAUUCUACAUCUUCUUUGCCUCGUCAAUGCUGCUGCUAUUGUUCAUUAAAAUAAGCAUCAUAUUCACGCUCUCCACGCUUAUUUGGUGGAAUUUUGUUCUGCAUGCUAUCAUGCUAAUAUUCCUCUUUUCUCCACCAGCAAAGACCGGGGGCUGUCACUGCUUCUUUGCAUUUUUGGGGUAUGGUUGUGCACUCAAUUUGGUGUGUUCGCUAAAUGUAGCUUCCUAUACCCCUUCCGGACUACGUGGUUUGAUUGUAGGAUCUGCCCUGAUAUAUUUCACAUCGUAUCUCUGUGCUGACUCUCUAAUCUAUCCAAAUGUUGAUGGUACGGUAUCGUCUGCGUCCAAGUCAUUUCUAGUUGCACGACUAGUUCUGGCUCUGCUAUCCAUCAAGUUCUACAAGUCACGAUUAGAGACCUUGUUUAGCUGGGAAUAUGAUAACGUUACGAAUAAUUUGUCAGCAGAGAGCAUAGGAAGCUGGAUUGUUGAUGGAGAAUCCGAGGAUCCCAAGAGUGAUUUAGUUUUAAAGGCAUAUAUGCCAUCAUGCGCUAGUUUUUCUGAAUUUUGUAGUAUAAACUUUGAUAAUGGAUCAGACUUUUGUCUACUCUUUGUCUUUAUAGGAUCUGUCAUUUCAACAUCUUUCUUUUCCCCGACCAAUACGUCGGCAACACUAGUAUGGUCUAGAUACAAUCUGGAAAGGGUUCAUCGCAUAGAAAUUAUCGCAGGACUUAUUGGAGCAUUUGCUGGGUUACCCAAUUUCAAGUGCUGCUCAAGUCCAUACUUUGUAAUGUUAGCAUAUCUUACACAUCUCGUAUUUCGUACAAUUGUUUUUAUCGGAUUGAACACAUAUCUCUUUAAUAUCUACACAUCAAAGCUACUCAUGAGCUGCUCCACGUUCAUGUCAUCAUUUAUCGGAAGCUGGAUGUUUGUCGUUUGCCUAUUGCAGUAUACAACGAAUAAACUGCAGUUAACGUGUAAGAAUUAUGGAACUGAAUUGAAAUGCUGUUGUGAGUAUAACACAAAAAGGUGUCUUUGCGUGUGUAAUAUUAAGGAAGAAUGUUGUGGCGAGAAAGUAGAGUGUUGUAAAGAGAAAGAGUGCAUAGUAUGGACAACAUGGAGCAAUCAUAACUCAUUUUUCAACUGGAACCUUUCAGACUGUCUCUUUUGUACUUCCCAGAAUUGUCCAAAACUCAAGUGUAAAAAAGGAGAAAAUGGUGAAACUGGUGCAACGAAUGAUUGCAAUGGAAACCACUAUUUACUGAGAAACUGCCUAACAACAUGCUGUCCAUAUUGUGACCUUACCAUUCUACUGGAAUGUGUAAAGAUUAAUAGGCCACUCAGAGAUUGCAAAGGAGACUACGUAUGUAGCUGUCACGGGGAUGAAGAAGAGAAAAAGAAGGAAGAAGAAAAAAAAAAAGAGGAAAAGAAAGAGGAGGGGCCAAAACGGGAACUAACGACGGUACCCUUGAAGCUAGGUGAUCUUGACUUAAAGCUAUCAACAUAUGCCCCGCGUGGCGAAUUGAAAAGGUUCUUGUGUUGUUGUCCAGGAAAUGACAAGGACAAAUGUAGCGAGGGAAAUAACCAGAAUGGAACUAGUUCAGAUUCUGGAUCUACCCAUACACCUUCAUGCUCUAAUGGUAAGUCAUCCCAUUCAACCUGCUGUUGUUUGGGACUUACAGACAAAGAAGGUACAAAGAAACGCUGCGGAAAACAUUUUCAAUUUGUAACUUGUCAAGUUUCCUCCUGUUGUCACUAUGAUUUAAAAGUAAAAAUCUCCUAUAAAGAAAUGAAUACACAAUUUCGUAUUGGCCAAAAACCAUUUCCAAACAAAUUUGAUCGCGUUGGCCAUCUUAUGUUUAAUGGACCAUGUUGUACCGACACUGUUCGUUGUACAUGUGCAAAAUAUCAUUGUGGUAUAACAAAGGUUCCGUACAAAUCUUGCAGCUCUGAGCUAACAGGAGCCCUCAGUUGUGAAAAAUGUUGCAAGUGUACUAGCUGUAAAUCAUGCAAGGAAAAAUGCUCACACAUAAAGGUAAUACCAUCUGGACUUCCCUAUCACUACAAAGCCAAGGACAUAAAGAGGUAUGGAGUCAUUACCGCUCUAGUCUCCUCUGUCAUAUUUUUAUUGUUAUUUAAAGUAAUCAUCGCAUCAAUAUUUUCUGCAAUAAACACAAAGGAGGACAUUACUCUAAUAGCUCCCCUCAAACAAAUUAAAACAGUGAAUGGAAUACAGCUAACAACUUUCAAUCAACCGUACAAAACGGAUGUGGAAUAUGCGAGAUCAUUAUUUCCAUCAUUUAAAGGCUCUGAAGACGAUCUCAUCAAUAAAGCUACGGAGGAGGAACAAGAAAACGUUGCAACAAUUGCAAAGUUGACUAAACUUAUUCUAGGAGGUUUAGAAGCGGCCUCAUUCGACAGGUGGAUACGUAAUACUAUGCAAACUCCAGUACCAAUCAAUGGCAAAAACCUCUCAAGCCUGCAAUAUGCAAACCAUGUUUCUGCAUUUCUCUACUUUUCUCUGUCGGAAUACAUCCAAAGAUCUGCACGUAGUAUUCUGGAGUAUUUUGAGCGAUGUUCCGGCAAGUGGGAAAUAGAAUUUCAGGACUUUGAGCGGCGUGUCGUGACUCAACUCAAUAUCAACACGAGAUACUCCACAGACCUACUCAAGCUGGGAAUACAUUAUGUAAACCCAAAAUUGCAAAAGAAACUAAAUACCAAGCAAAAGGAGAUUUGGGAAAAGAUUUACACCGACACGAAGAAGUUAUCCGAGGAUCUUACAACCCUCACAACUCUAGAGAGAAAGGUCAACAGUUCAGCUGAAGAAAAUAUACUCCCAGACAAAAUUGCACUAUGGGAAUUCAGAGCUACUCUCCUCAAGAAGUGGACAAACGACCGCACGAUAUUCCUCAACUGGGUGUCCUUUCUGGAGGUCAUGGAUAACGUAACAACCUGGAGGAAGUACUACAUUGACAUUUACCUCGAAAAGUAUAGACGAAAACCCAAGACCAAGAAAAAGGUUAAGGCUGUCCCUCUAAAUGUCCCAGAGAAAGCUUUAUCAAGAGACGUAUUGUAA
Theileria equi strain WA is the source of this 3213-nucleotide messenger RNA. RefSeq lists its product as hypothetical. The record is from RefSeq and is a predicted model, not a curated record. The coding region runs from base 1 to 3213 and encodes 1070 amino acids. NCBI's taxonomy places the organism in Eukaryota, Apicomplexa, Aconoidasida, Piroplasmida, Theileriidae. The transcript has a single exon.